Molecule: messenger RNA, 1470 nt
Organism: Harpia harpyja (harpy eagle)
Lineage: Eukaryota; Metazoa; Chordata; Aves; Accipitriformes; Accipitridae
Gene: CRLF1
Product: cytokine receptor like factor 1
Exons: 8
Coding region: 98-1288 (396 amino acids)
Biological process (GO): cytokine-mediated signaling pathway
Cellular component (GO): external side of plasma membrane
Molecular function (GO): cytokine receptor activity; protein binding
Source: RefSeq, a predicted model, not a curated record
GGUAACCGGGGGGUUUUUGCUCAGACUUGCUCGGGACUUUCCCGGACGUGCCGGUACGCUCCGCCGCCCCGGGCACCGACGGGCACCGGAGCCGGCCAUGCCGUUGUUCUUCUCGCCCCCCCUUCUCCUUCUCCUCCUCUUUCUGCUUUGCCUGAGUCUUCUCCACGCCGAACCCCUCGCUUACCCCGCAGUGAUUUCCCCCCAAGACCCCACCCUGCUGAUCGGCUCCUCGCUGGUCGCCACGUGCACGGUCAGCCCGGACUUUCACCUGAAAGCCGAGGACCUGUACUGGACCCUGAACGGCCGGCGCCUGCCCGCCGCCUCCUACGCUGCCCUCGGCCCCACCACGCUCAGCGUGGCCCUCGCUCGCCUCAACGGCUCCAAGCAGCAAUCGGGGGACAACCUGGUGUGUCACAGCAGAGACGGCGGCAUCUUGGCCGGCUCCUGCCUUUACGUUGGACUACCCCCAGAGAAACCAGUCAACAUCACCUGCUGGUCCAAAAACAUGAAGGACCUCACCUGCAAGUGGGCGCCGGGGACGGAAGGGGAGACCUUCCUGCACACCAACUACACCCUCAAGUACAAGCUCAGGUGGUACGGCCGAGACAACACGUGCCAGGAGUACCACACGGCCGGACCCUACUCCUGCCACAUCCCCAAGGACCUGGCCCUCUUCACGCCCUACGAGAUCUGGGUGGAGGCGUCCAACCGGCUGGGGGUGGCCGUCUCCGACGUCGUCAUGUUGGACAUCCUCGACGUGGUCACCACCGACCCGCCGUCGGACGUGCACGUCAGCCGGGUGGGGGACCUGGAGGACCAGCUGAGCGUGCGCUGGAGCUCCCCGCCGGCUCUCAAGGAUUUCCUCUUCCAAGCCAAGUACCAGAUCCAGUACCGGGUGGAGGACAGCUCGGAGUGGAAGGUGGUGGACGACGUGGGCAACCAGACGUCCUGCCGUCUGGCCGGCCUUCGCCCCGGCACCGUCUACUUUGUCCAGGUGCGCUGUAAUCCCUUCGGCAUCUACGGCUCCAAAAAAGCCGGCAUCUGGAGCGACUGGAGCAACCCCACCGCCGCCUCCACCCCACGCAGCGAGCGAGCGGCGGGGGGCUGCGACCCCAAAGGGGGGGAGCAAAACACGACGCUGCGGAGGGAGCUGAAGCAGUUUUUCGGGUGGGUGAAGAAACACGCCUACGGCUGCUCCAACCUCGGCAUCAAGCUCUACGACCAGUGGCGCGUGUGGCUGCAGAAAUCGCACAAAACACGCAACCAGGUAGGUUCUUCCCGGCGAUAAGUUGUAGCCCCCGGGGGACCGAGCGCCGGCAGGAUGACACGGGGCGCCCGGCGCCCACCCCGGGACCACCCACGCCCACCCCGGCCCUGCCGGGGGGGAGCAGGAAGGCGGCCGGGGCGAAGCGUGGCCCUGCAGCCCCGGGGAACGGGAUGGGAUAAGGCGGGGGGGGCAGGUUCGGCCAG